Molecule: messenger RNA, 768 nt
Organism: Paramuricea clavata
Lineage: Eukaryota; Metazoa; Cnidaria; Anthozoa; Malacalcyonacea; Plexauridae
Source: the annotation of a GenBank genome assembly
AUGUCUGAUUGGAGAAAAUUCCAACAAAAGAUGAAAGAAAAAAGACUUAGAAAGGGAACAAAAGAUGCAGCGUCUUCAAAGAAAGAAUUUGAGACGAUUGUAGUGCAGCGGCUGAGUGCCGAAGUGACCGGUAAGGCUCAAAAGUAUUCUGGUAUUGGUGCCAGGGAGUGUGUGUCGUUCGAGGAAUUCGGAGAGCUGACGAUACAAAAUAUCAAAGAUACCUGUAUGAAGCAUUUUGGUAUAACUGAUGGCGGAAUGUACUGUGACGUUCUUGCCGGAGAACAAGGUCCAACUUGUACCUCCCUGAAACACCUACCAAGUUACAAAGUAAUUCAGGAGCGAUUUUUCGACGAAGAGGCAGUUGUGGAAGUAUCUUCUGCUGAACGUUUCCCUGCUGCAUUUGCCGAAGCUUCGUCGAAAAAGAGAAAACCACAUCGAAUAGGAAGUCCUCCAACAAAUCACACGUCUGCCAAGAUGGACUCUGGUGCAAGUCCUAGCAAGUUUGUACCAAGGAGCCUUUCUGUUUUGGAUAUGAUAAGACUUGGGAAGGUCAUAAGUAAGAAAACAACAUCCGUGCAAAUAUAUGCGUUUGAUAUAAAAGGUAUGUCCUGGUCAGAAACUCCCACAGGUUUCGGAAAAGCUUUUAAAUCCACCAGUCACCACAAGAGUUUUGAAGGCUCCACAUGGGUAAUAGAAGAAGUAUUUACGGGCGGUAAAACUUGUGAUAAAAAACAUUUAAAAUUUAUAGUUGCUUUUUAUGAUCAUUAA